CUGACUUUAAAAAAAAGUACACAACUCCUGUAGAUUUAAAAAUAAUAAUACGAAUAAUAAUAGCACUAAGGGCAAAAAGGUAUGCUACCUUCAGCAUGCCUCAAUAGAGUUAUACACUCACGUACUGUAUAUUUUUGUUUAAUUCAUUAGUACUAAAAGCUCCUAAUAGCCCCAGCUACUCUAAUAACAAACUCCUGUGUGAAAUAGUCCUGCUGCCAGCUCAGUGCUGCUUUCUAAGUGUAGCAGUGACGGGCUUGUAAUUUGAGAGCAGGAGCAGGGGGAUCAUUAGCCUAAACCUAGUGCUGUCUCGGAGAACCAGAUGUGCAGACACUCAGAGCGAGCACGAACUGCUCGCGUAUCAUCUCAGCUUUGAUGAAUUCUCACUGUAGCAUGUAGGCACCAAGUCAAAAUCUAUUAAGGGGCGAGCUUAACGGGACAUAGGCUACAAGCAGCACGUUUGUGCACGCGCUUUCAGAUCAGAGACUACUCGCAUGCAGCGGGUCUGGAUAUAUGACUGUCAGAAUGCUUGUCAUACAAGACAAACAUCAGGCUGCAAGCAAACCCUAACGGAAACUCUUAAAGAUCGAUGGACUUGUUUUUUUUUUUUUUUUUUUUUUGCUGAAUGAAGAAAUUGAAUAAAGAUGCUGUCUGUUGAAUUACUCGCGGCGGUUUGUCUGGUUUAUCUCCGCCUCGGAGCGGCGUAUUUAGGUCCACUGUACCCGGAGAUGUCCAACGGUACCUUCCAUCACUACUUCGUUCCGGACGGCUACUACGAGGAAAACGACGACCCCGAGCAUUGCCAGAUGCUCUUCCGGGUGAAGGAUGAGACCCGCUGCGUUCUGGAGGAAGACAGCGACGCGGUGAUCCGUGACGACUUCACUAUCCUCAGGCGUCACGUGGAGGACGCGGCGCGCGUGCUCGAGGGCAUCGGCCGGAGCGUGGCGCUCGACCUGGACGGUGAGGAAAGCUACGGCGAGUUCCUGCGGCGUGAGAGCGUGCAGAUCGGCGAGGCCUUCGCCAGCUCGGAGAAGUCGCUGCUCGAGCUCGAGGUUAAGUUCAAGCAGAGCCAGGACCAUGACGUGCGCGACGAGCACCGAGUCAGCGACGACUUCCUCGCCAUGGUGGCGCACGCGCGCGACGCGACGCGCGACACGCUGGACGUGGCGCUCGCGCUCAAGGACAAGCACGAGCUGCUGUCGCUCAUAAUCCGCAGCCACGGCACGCGCUUGAGCCGCCUCAAAAACGAGUACCUAAAGGUGUGAACGCACGCGCGAGCUGUCUUUAGGCGGGGAAAUAAUGCAAAGUUCUUGACUUGGGCAUUUUGGCUAACACAAUGCAGCUAUUUUGUGCAAUAACUAAGAAGGCAGUUUUCAUUUAGAAUAUAGAUGAGCUGCAGCACACUUGACAGGAUUUAACAAAUUCCUUCUUGUCUAUCUAUUAAAGGAUCAUACGAUACUCAGGCAUUGUGACAAUAAAUAGAACCAGGGUUUAAACACCUGUUCCAUCAUUUAGAUGAUGUGCAGGUAUUUAUAUGCACCGGUGAUAGUAGUGUUUUGUUUUUUUUCUUUUGCUAGUCCAAGUGAUUUUAGUCAUUACUUGAAUAUGCAAUUAUUCUGCAAAAAAAAAAAAAACAAAUUUCAACAGAAUAAUAGUUUUUUGUUGUUGUUGUACAUUGCACAUCUUAUCUAAAAAUUCAUAUUCAUAUUUAGUUCCUCAACAUGCCCAGAUAAAUCCCCAGUGUUGAAUUCUCACCUGCAGUGUUCACUCGUCCAGCUGGGUUGAACACAGUGGGUGUUAAUUUAGCACAGAGGACUUUUCUGUAUAUUUGCAACAGUUAAACAUGCUGACUAACCUCCUGAAGUACACACUGCUUAAUUAUAUUAUGUAAAAUAGCGUUUUAAUAUUAUUAUGAAAAGGAGGAGAGAAUAUAUUUGUAAAAGCUUUUGUUAAAUGGAAACUUUUUUUUUUUACUGUUAAUAUGAGCUUUGAAAAUGGUAUACUGUGAGUGUCUAUAUUCUUCAUGCAAAAACAGGCUACAUUGUAAGGUCUUCAUGUCAGCAGAUUUUGCAGUAUGAAUAUAUUUGUGCAAUUAUUCAUUGAAAGGAAAAAAAAAACAAGACUGAGAUGACUUAUCCUCUGACCAACCAAGAUAACUGCGGGCAGGAAUAUUGGACUUCAAAGCUUCUACCAUGUGUAGUUGCAUUCCUGAGAAGCUGUUUAUUCCACUUUGUAAUUAAAAAAAAUAACUUUCAA
Molecule: messenger RNA, 2253 nt
Organism: Ictalurus furcatus (blue catfish)
Lineage: Eukaryota; Metazoa; Chordata; Actinopteri; Siluriformes; Ictaluridae
Gene: fibinb
Product: fin bud initiation factor b
Exons: 1
Coding region: 642-1262 (206 amino acids)
Source: RefSeq, a predicted model, not a curated record